UGGGGCCAGAGUCAGACGCGUCACUCUGGCCCUCACAAAGAUGGCGGCGAAGCAGCGUGGGGGCCGGAGGGCGGCGGGAGCCGGAGCGGUUCGGGUGGCCGACGAGACUGAACAAUCGGUGCCGUUGCAGGCCGUGUUGGUGGCGGACAGCUUCAACAGGCGCUUCUUCCCCAUCACCAAGGACCAGCCGCGGGCUCUGCUCCCCCUUGCUAAUGUAGCACUGAUCGAUUACAGCCUGGAGUUUCUCACAGCGACUGGCGUCCAAGAAACCUUUGUUUUCUGCUGCUGGAUGGCCCCGAAGAUCAAGGAACACAUUCAGAACUCAAAGUGGAACCGUCCCACCUCUCCAAAUACCAUCCACAUCAUGAGUUCUGAGUCGUAUCGCUCUUUGGGGGACGUGUUACGGGAUGUAGAUGCGAAGUCACUUGUCCGCUCAGAUUUCAUACUAAUUUAUGGAGAUGUUGUAUCCAAUAUUAAUGUGACCAAAGCACUGGAGGAACACAAGGCUCGACGGAAGUUGGAGAAGAACGUGUCUGUCAUGACAAUGAUUUUUAAACAGUCAUCACCAGGUCACAGGACAAGGAGUCAGGAGGAGGAUAUCAUUGCAGCCGUGAACAGCAAGACCAGCCGUGUGCUACACUAUCAGAAAGCCCACAAGCUUAAGAAAUUCCAAUUUCCCAUGCACAUGUUUCAUGCUAACAAUGAUGAGAUUGAAAUCCGGCAUGAUCUACUGGACUGUCACAUUAGCAUCUGUUCCCCACAGGUGGCAGAACUGUUCACAGAUAACUUCGAUUAUCAAACCAGGGAUGAUUUCGUGAGGGGGAUUCUUGUAAAUGAAGAGAUAUUGGGCAAUCAAAUUCAUAUGCACGUGACAGCAGAUGAAUAUGGGGUGAGAGUGUCCAACCUACUCACGUACGAAGCCGUGUGUUCCGAUGUCAUCCGCCGCUGGACGUACCCGUUGACACCGGAGAUGAACUUUUCAGACGAUGAGAGAGGUUUCAGCGUUCACCUGCGGCACAACGUCUACCGAGGCUCGGAAGUCAGCCUGGGUCAGGGCAGCGUGUUGGAAGAGAACGUUGUCAUUGGUAAAGGCACUGUCAUAGGAAGGAACUGUUUUAUAACAAACACCACCAUUGGUCACAAUUGUUUUAUAGGAGACAACGUGAAACUUGACCAAGCAUAUAUCUGGAAUAAUGUCUCCAUCGGAAAUGGAGUGGAAAUCUGCAGAUCAGUUGUGUGUAGCCAGGUGGAAGUUAAGCCUGGAGUCAAACUCAACACGCACUGUGUUUUAGCAUUUAAUGUGGUUGUGGGGCCAAAUAUAUCCUUUCCUGAGGGAACUGUUGUCUCGAUGCAUCUGCCAGAUGAAGAGGAUGAUGAGGAUGAGUUUGGCGAUGAUGCAGGAGUGGACGAUGUGCCAUUGAAAGCAAAGGUGAAAGGGUACAACCCAGCUGAAGUAGGAUCGGAGGGUGUGGGAUACAUAUGGAGGGUCUCCACAGAGCAAGAGGAUGAAGAGGAAGAGCUGGUGCAUGACAUGUGGGGUCUGAAUCUGAAACCUCAGUCAGUGAGUGAGAGUGAGAGUGAAAUGAGUCUCUGCUCACAAGAGGAAGAGGACAGAAGUAUUUCACCCCAGCUGGACGAUGUGAAAGUAUUUCAGAAUGAAGUUCUUGGCACCUUGCAGCGAGGGCUGGAGGAAAAUAUUUCCUGUGAUCACCUUGUGUUGGAGAUUAAUUCUCUCAAGUAUGCCUACAACAUCAGCAUGAAGGAUGUGACGCAGCUCACUACGAAGGUGGUCCUGGAAAUGCCGCUCCAACAGCACAGAUCUGAACUCUCUGCCACACAGUACGCCAAUGCCCUCAUCUCUCUUUUGAAGAAGUGGUCCCAGGUGUUUAAGAACUACAUCAAGCGGGCCAUUGAUCAUCAGAAUUGCUUGGCUGCUAUCGAGGAGUUUUUUAUCGAACACGAGGCACUGUGGUCUGUUAUCGUCAAGGUGCUGAUGACCCUGUACCAGCUGGAAGUGUUGGCAGAAGAGGCUGUUCUGCAUUGGUUCUCUCAGACAGCACCAACAGAGAAAGCAAAACGGCUUCGAAAGCAUCAGGGGGUCCAGAGGUUCAUCAAAUGGCUAAAGGAGGCAGAGGAAGAAUCGUCUGGGGGAGAGGACUGACCACUAGAUCACAUGCAGCACCGCUGUUGAACUGUUGGCUGACCUGAAUCUCAUUUAGUCUGUUAUAUAAUUUUAAAUGGAAGGAGUAAAAGAAUUUAUCAGAUUGAAAGCUUUAAUGGAUGAGAAUGGUCUCUUGCCUUUCGUGGCUCCUUUCAGUUUCUGAGCUAUGAACGACCUUCAAAACCUGACGCCCUCCUUUCACGUACAGGAAUUCUGCUUAAAUUGCACCUUGGGCUCAAGGGGCCAAUAUCUCCCAAGGGUUAGGCCAUAACACACAGAAGCAGAAUUAGGCUAUUCGUUCGUCAUUUUUCUUAGCCCUCACAACCCCUUUCUCCUGCUGUCUCCCUGUAACCUCUGGUGCCCUUACUAAUCAAUAACCUAUCAACCAACACUUUAAAUAUACCCAGUGACUUGGUAUCCACAGCCUUAUGUAGCAGUGAAUUCCACAGACUCACCACACUGUGACUAAAGAAUUCUUCUUCAACUCUCUUCUAAAUGGACAUCCUUCUGAAGGUGUGCCCCCUGGAUCUAGACUCCCCCACUACAGGAAACAUUCUCUCCACAUCCACUCUCUGUAGGCCCUUGAGCUGUGAAUUCCGUAUGCCUUCUAUAUGGGGAUUGUCUCAGUUCAGCACCUACUAGGCAUGAGCAGAGAGUACAUUGCUAAUUCUCAGUCAGUGCCAAGUUGCAGCUUGCCGAGAGGAAUCACGGAACGACUGAUGGAGGGGUGGAAAUGUGUCUGGACAGAAUGAGGUCUUCCUUUGAACCUUGACUCAACUUGUCCCUCUUAUGAAGUGUUUUCGACAGCGUUUGUGGAGCUUUGCUGUAUCUGCGUUGGUAGCAACAUAAUGAGAGAACAGGAACCUGUACAGAUAGUGUGAAAGUCAAACUCCAUCGAACAUGUAUUGAGUAUGGUAGGGCACCAGGGAGUGCAGCGGGGCAAUGGAACUUAGGGUUACAAGUGCAUAGAUCAUUGAAAUAAUAAAAUUAGUUUACUACUACCUCAUGUUCUGAGGUAUAGUGGAAGAACUUGUCUUGCGUACAGUCCGUACAGGUCAAUUCAUUACAACAGUGCAUUGAGUAGUACAAAGUGGGGAAAAAGAAUGCAGGAUGAAGUGUUACAGUACAGAGCAAGUGUAGUGCAGGUAGACAACAAGGUUCAUGGUCACAAAGAGUAGAUUAUAAGAUCCAGAGUCGCU
Molecule: messenger RNA, 3360 nt
Organism: Mobula hypostoma (lesser devil ray)
Lineage: Eukaryota; Metazoa; Chordata; Chondrichthyes; Myliobatiformes; Myliobatidae
Gene: eif2b5
Product: eukaryotic translation initiation factor 2B, subunit 5 epsilon
Exons: 16
Coding region: 41-2161 (706 amino acids)
Cellular component (GO): eukaryotic translation initiation factor 2B complex
Molecular function (GO): translation initiation factor binding; translation initiation factor activity; guanyl-nucleotide exchange factor activity
Source: RefSeq, a predicted model, not a curated record